AUGACGAUAGACGAACCCAUUUCAAUUCUCUUGUCAUCACACGCCGCGAAGCUCUCUGAAGCGAUAUUUGGGGUGUUGGCUAAGGGACGCCUAAAGCCCUCUGAUUUGGGCUACAAGGUAGCAAACGAUAUCGCCGUUCGGCUUUAUCUAAUCAACACCUAUCUCGACUCUCUUCCGCCUUACUGGAUAGAACUUGACGUUGAACAACUCUGUCAUUCAAUCCUACGAGACCUACAGGCUACUACUCAGCCAGCCAAAGAGUCCACAAGCGCAGCUCUUCAUAUUAACUUACCAUUUUUCAAAUCUCCGUUUAAUCAGAAAAACCAGUCAGAUCCAGAGACGUGUCUCGUUGCGUUUUUCAAGACACGAAUAGAAAAUGCCAGAGGUCUCGAAUUCGCAUGUGAUGACCUCAUUGGUAUGUUAACCAAAGAAGAAAAUAAUACAGAUGAAUUAUCCGAAUAUGCGCAGCAGCACCUUGAUAUCCCAUUUAUUUCUGACGACGACAAUGAUACAAUCUUCAAGGCUCUCCAACACAUUACCCAAUGCGAACCAGCGUCUCACGAAUUCAGUAGCACUAUAUCACCCAGCGAAUUAGAAUCACAAGCAAUACGGCAUCCAGCACGGCUGUGCCUACACGAUCUUCCAGACUCGACUUCAUACAACAUUUUGGUCCUUAUUUCAGCCAUAGAUAUGGCUCUUUGGCAAGAAUUUUGUUUAAAGAUUCAACCAAAGAGCUCCUCGGAUGAUGGUCAGGAGCUGCUCGGUCGAGGGGGCUUCUGCCGCAUCCUAGAAAGAGAGAUCACCGCCCGUCUCUUCCUCUCCUUCAAUUAUGACACCAAUCUUUCGUUACUUAAUGAAUCGCAAGUUUUAAAGCAGUUUCUUCAGGCUGGACCGGGACAAUCUCUUAAAAGUAUCCUACGCCAUUACGACCUUACACCAAAAGACAAAGUGAUGCUUUCUUAUGCCUUGGCACGAUCAUACUGGCAGUACUACGACUCAGAAUUGUUACGGAUCAAAUGGACGAGCGAUACAAUAUGGUUCAUGCCUGAGAAAGAGAGCAUAGAGCAUGAAGGACAGCUGCCUCUCUGCGCCUAUUUGUCGCUCCCUUUUGACAUCCCCGGUAAUAUAACGCCAGAUAUCAUAACUGAGGCCCUUAUGAACCAUCGAUGCCCAAGAAUCUUUGAUAUAGGCAUAUUACUUCUAGAAAUUGGCCUCGCAACCGAUGAGCUUGUUGAACUAGAAAAGGGACAUUGGGAUGGCUUCACAAAUAAGAACUACUUUGACCGGGCUGUGAAGUUCUGUCUUAAUAGCGAGAACUUUAUUCCGCCAUCAAAGCCAGUGAAACCGUUUCGAGGGAGUGUCAAAUUAUCCAGUGAGCCGACGACAGCCCUGGACUCGCGAGCAGGUAUCCUUGCGCGGAGGAAGAUAUUUUAUAAGAACGUGGUUCGCCCACUUGCAUGGCUAGCUAAAAGAGGCUUUAGAGUGCAAGCCGGGGACAUUACCUACGUCAGAAAGAAGCCAGACUCUUCAAUACCUGAAGAGGUAUCUGAUCCAAUAGCACAGCCGGAGCCAGGAGCAUUAUUCCACAGUGCCAUCGAUUCCAGAAUGUGGCUUCAAGACCUAAAGAGAAUAAGCGAACAAGUUGAGCGCAAAAGGCGAGCGUGUAAAGUCGCUGCUCAGGUUCGAAUUGCCAUCCUAGAUACCGGCUGUGACGAAGAUUUCAUCGCCUUUCAGGGGAGAAAAGAGCAAUUUGCAAUGGGAAAAGAUUUUGUUAAUCCUGGCGCCACCACUAUGACAGAUAGCUUUGGUCAUGGGACCUUGAUGGUAAGGCUUAUUAUGGUGUGUGCCCCUGGUGCCGAGAUCCAGGUGGUGCGUGUUGCCGAAAACACAAAGAUGCUAGAAAAGAACCGGGAGAAUAUAAAGGAAGCCAUCCUUUGGGCGGGUCGGACUGGCAAAGCCGACAUCAUCUCCAUGUCUUUCGGUUUCGCAUUCGAUGAUCAAGGAAUUCACGAGGCCAUUGAGACAGUGCAGAAGGAGCGCCAGGGAGAUGUCAUCUUCCUCGCUAGCGCUGGGAAUUCAUCUACGGAUAACGAAAGUUUCCCGGCUCGCCAUCAUGCCGUCAUAUCUGUCUACGCAACGAACCGCCAUGGCACCUUCUUGCCAUCAAAUUCAGCCAGCACAACUAAUGGUGCUGCUGUGCUCGGUACAUAUGGCGACGAUAUUCCGGACUAUAUCAGAGAAGAGUUUAGAACUACAUAUCCAGACGUUUGCCAACCUGGCUCCUCAGUUGCCACAGCUAUAAUGGCGGGUAUUAGCGCUACUAUGCUGAUAUAUACCACUAUCUUGCCUUCGCUGGUAUCGCUUCAAGGGAAGCCGGCAAGCAGUGCUUUUCAACGGCUCCGGACUACCAAAGGUAUGGAGAAGAUACUGUAUCGGCUAGUACAACAAGUUCCAGAACACCCUCGGCUCAAUGCUGUAAAACCGGCAUGGUUCUGGAAAAGCAGGCCAAAUGAUAUGAGCCGAUGUAUGGCUUUCUGCGAUGCAUUGGCGGACCUUGGUUUAUCAUAGAUCCUAGAACAGUCAAAACGCAUCCGCCUUGAGAUAUUAGAACUUUAAGAUCAAUCAGAUGAGUUGGAUCAAAGAGAUCAAAUAGAUCAAAUAGAUCAAAUAGAUCAAAUAGAUCAAAUAGAUCAAAUAGAUCAAAUAGAUCAAAUAGAUCAAAUAG
Trichoderma atroviride IMI 206040 is the source of this 2725-nucleotide messenger RNA. NCBI's taxonomy places the organism in Eukaryota, Fungi, Ascomycota, Sordariomycetes, Hypocreales, Hypocreaceae. The record is from RefSeq and is a predicted model, not a curated record.